CAGCAGCAGAUGGGGGGAGGUGGUGUGCUCGGUGCUGCUUCAGUCCGCCAUGCCCUUCCCCUGCACCACCGCACUGCAGCCCGGCAGUGGCUUCAACCUGCACUGCGUGCUCGCCCUCGCCCCCGCCACCCUCGCCUCCUUCUCCCGCCUCACGCACCUCUCCCUCCCCCUCCCCGGCGCCAUCCCCCCUCCCAUCCUGCGCCUCCCUCGCCUCGCCUCCCUGUCCUUCGCGCUCUGCCUGGAGGACCCCUCUGCGCUGCCCGCCUUCCAGCGCCAGAUGGACUCCCCCGCCCUCUUCCGCCACCUCUCCUCGCUCUCCUCCCUCACCCUGCUCGCCCGCCGCUCCUCCUCCUCUCUGCCCACCUGCCCUCCCUCCGACAUCUCGGCGGACCUCUUCCACGGGGUGCAGCCCACGCUGUGCUCGCUCACGCUGCUGCUGCACGAGGCCAACCCAUGAAUCACCUAGUAAAAACGAGAAGGGAAG
Messenger RNA from Closterium sp. NIES-67, 484 nucleotides. The record is from the annotation of a GenBank genome assembly. NCBI's taxonomy places the organism in Eukaryota, Viridiplantae, Streptophyta, Zygnematophyceae, Desmidiales, Closteriaceae.